This is a messenger RNA of Owenia fusiformis, 1459 nucleotides long. NCBI's taxonomy places the organism in Eukaryota, Metazoa, Annelida, Polychaeta, Sabellida, Oweniidae. The record is from the annotation of a GenBank genome assembly.
GGCGCUACCAUUGGUGAGUGUGGAGCUAUGGUGUCAGGAAAAGAAUUAGGAAUCAACGUUAGGAAGAUGGUUGAGGUGAACUAGAUGCUGCACAUAAGAAGACCAGAUCUGAUACAGUUUAUAGUCAACAUCUAUUGAUCGACACUAACUAUACGCAUUGACAACGAAAUGUGAGGACGUAUAGACGUACCAACUAAAAUCUACAUUACUUGCAAACAAUGGGAUGAGCUGUUUUGAUACCUUUAAACAAUUCAGCAUGUGCCAGUGAAUUAAACUGCGACAUACAUAUGGAAACAGUCACUGAUUGUUUAUUAGACACUAUCGGGAAGAUGCAAUCAACACUCGGAUCAAAUAUACGAUGGAGUGUUCCAACUAUUAUGAGAUUUGCCUCAGCGUCUCUAGCAAUCGUUACCAUAGUAACGUGUAUCUAUAUGAUGACGUCAGUGCAACAAGACCUUACACCAAAAAGAUCAUUGGACAAUUCUGAAUCUAUUAAAUCCAUAAAAACAUUAAUAGAUCAAUUGAGUUCACGAGAUACACCUGAACCGUAUGACACAAACUGGGACAAAAGAGAUUGGAAGAACUUCCCAGAAAAAAGAGUUACCGCCAUAAGAAAGCUAUAUCUCGUUAGACAUGGCCAGUACGAGGGUCCCAAUGGUCAACUCACUGAACUAGGGCGCGAGCAAGCAGAAUACACUGGAAAACGGUUGGCACAAUACCUUGGUCGAAUGGGCGUUGAUGGUGCUGGAUUCCGGUCAAUUACACACAGUAGUAUGAUACGAGCAGAGGAAACAGCGCGUAUAAUAUCGGCCAGUCUUCCAAACGUGCCUGUCUAUAUGGAUGAUAUCUUGAAAGAAGGGGGCCCUGUUAAACCCGACCCAACAGUUUCUUUCUGGUCUUUACCGGAUAGGCAAUUUUGGGAGGAUGGACCAAGGAUGGAAGCGGCCUACAGAAGGUAUUUUCACAGGCAAGACCCAGGGAUAAAUAACACAGCGGAAAUUAUUGUUGCCCAUGGUAACAUGAACAGAUAUUGCAUUUUAAGGUCAUUACAACUCAGGACAAAUGCUUGGUUCAACUUAUAUUUACCCCAUGCUAGUAUUACCCAAGUUGUUAUCAACCCGGACAGUAGGGUCAGCGUUGGACCAAUAGGUGACGCUGGACACAUUCCACUCGAAAAACAAACUGGAUAAUACACGUGAAUUGCCCAAUACUUAUUUUGGCUGAGGCAUCAUGCGUCAUCUAUAUCUCAAACAAACUAAAAGGUCAAACACUGUAUUUCUGAUACGGGCAGGACAAAAAAGUGCAUCUCAAAGCUCAGUUACGAUCUGAAAUUUAUAAAUGUUCCCAUUCGAGGUCAUAUAUUUUGUGGGAAUGCAGAAGUUGGGGAAAACUUCAUAUUGAAAAUAUUCGCUAGUGAAUCGAGGAUUCUUUGUAACGAAAUGUGCAAUUACAUAAAAAC